Messenger RNA from Papaver somniferum (opium poppy), 528 nucleotides. Its product is annotated as F-box/kelch-repeat protein At3g06240-like. NCBI's taxonomy places the organism in Eukaryota, Viridiplantae, Streptophyta, Magnoliopsida, Ranunculales, Papaveraceae. Bases 1 to 528 code for a protein of 175 amino acids. The transcript has a single exon. The record is from RefSeq and is a predicted model, not a curated record.
AUGAUCGGUUUGAGUCAUGAUAUGUACGCUGCUGAUGAUAUAUUUUAUUCCAUAGAUUAUGCUUCAAUAUUAUACGGAGCUGUUGUGAUGGAUUACCCAAACGACAAUAAUAAUGCUAUAACUCACAGUAUUCGCCAUUUUAUUGUGGGAUCUUGCAAUGGCUUGAUUUUAUUAUUGACCGAAGAUAGUGAAAAAUUAUUUCUUUGGAACCCAUCCACAAGAGAGUACAAGGAAAUCAUAAGAGCACCGACGGCCGUAGAAAACCUUUCCUAUGGGUUUGGUUACGAUUUCAAAACUGAUAAUUACAAGUUGGUAUGCAUUGCAACUGGCCGGUCUGAUGAUGAUGGCGAGCUUGACAGUUUUUCUGAAGUUUAUUCAUACACAGCUGGUUCAUGGAGUAGAGGCGAAAACAUCCCUUAUGUGUAUUCUGAUGUAACCGGUGGUGUGCUUCUGUAUGGUGCUCUUCAUUGGUUAGGUGAAGAUGCUUCUCAUUGGUCAGACGAUACGCCACCCGUAAAGAAACUAUAA